UCGUCCUCUUACUUGUGUUCAUACAUAUGUAUGUAAGUUGUUUUUGUUCCCGAUGGCAAAUUCUUCAAGAAAUAUUUCUUGUUUUAUUUUGUCCUUUUUACUAAUGGCGUCAUUUAGUCAAUAUUUGGAUGCAAGGUCAACAUACAAGAUAGGCGUUCUUAUUCCAUUUAAUAAUGGUGAAUAUUGUCCAAGUUAUGGGCUGUUGUAUGCUCCUGCUAUACAAGUAGCAAUGGAGGACAUUAAGAAGGACAAGACAUUAAACUUUAACAUAAAUUUGGUGUGGAAUGACACAUAUUGUGAUGAAUUUCUCAGUAUAAAACAGCAAAUUUGGCAACUUACUAAUGGUGUUGAUGCGUUUGUUGGACCAGUUCUUAAUUGUCUGACAGCAGCCAACAUUGCUUCUGCUUUUAAUAAACCAAUGAUGUCUUUUGCAUGUUCAGAUAGUCAAACAAUUGGGAAUAUAAAUACUGUGGCCAAAACAUCACUUUCAAUCACGCAUAUCUAUCAUCCAUUGAUGGCUGUUUUAAAGAAGUUUAACUGGAAGAAAGUUGCGAUAGUUUAUCAGAAAGAUGGCUCUAAUUGGGAACAUAUUUAUGAUUAUGUUCAUAAGAAAAUGAAUAGACAUGAAAAAGUCACAAUUACAUUGGUUGAAGAUCAUGAGGUUGAUUAUCAAAGAUUUCAUAAUAACGAUUAUACCCAUGUUCGUGAAUCUGUCAAAAAGAUUAGUCGAAAAGCUCGAAUUGUGAUUUUGUUAACUGAGCAUCAUUUGACUGUUGAGUAUGUCUUGGCUGCAUAUGAAGAGAAAUUAAUUCAAACUGGGGAAUAUGUUUUCAUUUGCUUUCAACUAAAUCUACAGGGAACUUAUAAAAGGAGCCAGAUGAAAUGGUAUUUCAGGGGUUUCUCCAGUAUCAGUAAAUUAGAAGAAAUUAUGGAUGCUUUUGGAUCUGUGUUGAUAAUUCAACCGCGUGUUGGUUCUUAUGGCUUUAAAACCACUGAUCGUUACGAAAAAUUUUCAAAUAAAGUGAAAAAACUCAGUUUAUAUCCUCCAUUUAAGAGCAGAUGGUAUACAGGAUGCAUGGUGUGCAAGAAUUCAUCCCAAUUUGUUUGCUCUAUGCAAGACUGUAAAACACCAUUGAACGAAAGUGACGUACCAGUAGAAGCUGGAAAUUUAUAUAAUGCCAUUCGAGAGUAUGUUUAUGCAUUAAACAAGACGUUAGCCAAAGGUGAAGAACCAAAUGGAAGAAAUAUCAUCGCCAACUUGAAAGGACAUACAUUUGACAGUGUUUUUGGUUUUAAAAUGAAAUUUGACAACUACUCUAACGUCAUGUUUAACAUGACGUUGUUACAUCAAGAAUAUGUGAAUGGAACGAAAGAGAAGAGCAAAUGUGAACCAUUUGAUGCAAUGAAGCCUUGUAAAGUUAUGAAAGAAUUGGCGAGUUUUUGGUUGAAUGAGAAAAAUCAUGAUGAACAAAGUUAUCAUGGUCUCAAAAAGAAGAUCGCGUGGUAUAAACACUUUGGCCUUCCGAAGGAUACACCAGAUUGUGGAUUUAACAACGAGUUAUGUAGAAACAAAAAAAAAAAAUCCAACAAUUGGAUUAAAAUUGCAGGAAUAUUUUGUGGUGCUUUUGCUGUGUUCAUUUUACUCUUCAUUGUUUUAGUCCUUGUAUUCAGGAUGAAGAAUUGUUACACUCACAGUGAAAUAUGAAGAAAACAUCAAAGUUUCAGGAUAUGUCGUACGUACAAAUAGGAAGAAAAAAGAUCUCUUGUGAUGUGACUUUUUUCUUGACAAAAUUUAAUGACUUGAAUAAUUUCAAAAUUUGAAGUCCCCAGAUUUAAAAUAUAAAAGUGUUGUAAGUAUGUGAUCAUAAAUACAAAAUGUAAAAAAAAAUAGUUAGAUUAUGUAUGAAUGAAGCUAACAUCAGAACUUUAAAAAUGUAUAUAUAUGGAUAUAUUUGACGAUUUAUGUUGAUUUAUUGAUAUUACGAACAAUGACGUCAUGUUAAAAUCAAUUCAUCAGUUAAUCAGUUAGUUCAAAAACAAGCAAUGGAUAUCUUAGAACGAUGAUGGAUUUUUGAGUACAGUAAAGAAUGAUUGAAAGGUGGUCUAUGGAGAGUACUAAAGAGAUGUUGAAGGACAUCAAUUGAUAUUUGUUCACUCGGGGAGCUGAGAGGUAUGGAGAAAAGAUUGACAUUUUGGUCUUUUCUGACAAUGAAUUCAUCAAAUACAUUAAUUGCCAAAGGAUAAA
Messenger RNA from Xenia sp. Carnegie-2017, 2245 nucleotides. Its product is annotated as receptor-type guanylate cyclase Gyc76C-like. NCBI's taxonomy places the organism in Eukaryota, Metazoa, Cnidaria, Anthozoa, Malacalcyonacea, Xeniidae. Bases 53 to 1705 code for a protein of 550 amino acids. The transcript is spliced from 11 exons. The record is from RefSeq and is a predicted model, not a curated record.